AUGUCAAUGCGUUCGAAUCUCCGUUCGUCGUCGCACGCAAUCUCGAACGAUUCCAGGCCGUCAACGCCAGUUCCACCCAUGGCCAGCGCGGCUUCCUCUUUCGCAGAAUCUACAAGACCACGAAAGCAACGCCGGACUGGCACGACGUCGCGGGUGCCAACCGAUCCACUCCAGGACACGCCGGUCUCAAAUCACUCGCAUUCGGAUCAGCCCGAAGAGACCUCAACAAAUGGUGUCAACGGUGCACAGCUGCUUGGGCAAGAUACGGAAUGGACUGAGCCGGAAUUGAGGGUUCCUGUCCCAAGUUACAAUGACACUCCAUGGUCAGCUGUAUCAAGUGAAGCAAAUCCUGUCCUGUCAACUAUGCGCCCACUCGGUGUAAGGCCAACUGGGGCAGACAUGCGCAAAGUUGGGUUGGUGCCAUCAAAGUCGAGUACUCCCAUCAUCCCUGCCAAAAAGGAUCUGCAGCAUGCGCCAAAUGGGGACAAACGUGAUGACAAGGUACAAACUCCCUUGACUCCUGCCGAGGAACAACCACCCGAAGUGAUUCCCCCGAAGCCUACCGUUGAAGAGGAUCUUACGUCAUUUACCAUAUUACCCAUUCCCGUAUCUGAAUCUGCCGAUGUCGAAAAGCUCAAAGGUGCGAUGGAAAAUGCCAUGCGCUUAGCCUUGGAAGAUGAAAAUUUGCCGGUUAUGAGAGGAUUGCGUCGUUUUUGGGACAGAUGUGCCGAUGACAAGGGCGCAUUAGAGAUCCUGGAUGGAGUCUGCCAGGACACCCCCGCGCCCCCUGAGAAAUCUGUCUUUCAGAAGAUGAUGCGAGAUGCCUGGAAGGAAGCGCAGUCAGAGCAGAUUGUACUCAGUGAACCGACUACGAUAGCUGUCGUGAGAAGGGCGCGCUCAGCAAGUAGCGAUUCUUCUUUGUCUACCGCUAAAUCUCUCGACGCUGAAACAUUCGCGCCUGUGGCACCAAUUGCCCGGUCAAAGAAAGGAAAGCAGAACAAGAAUGCGGCGCAAAAGAAGAACAAAGUGGAGCGUCGCUCCGCGUUUCCUUCUGGUGGCCUUCAGCGAAAGUUGGCGUCGGGAGCCUCUGAGCUUUCAACCGAAGCUGUUCAGGCAAAGAGGACCCGACUGCAAAGAACUCUCCCAAAAAUAGUGCCUUCUGAGAGUGGACUGCGUUCUUCUUUGAUCUCUAAUUCUCCCUCGAGUCUAUCUUCGCCCGGUCCUACUCGGACGAAUGCAGUUGCUCCUUCCGUGGAAACGGGAAGGGAACACAGGGGGCGUUCAGAGAGCGUGGCAAGCAGCGAUGCCGGUGAUAAUAGACGUCUUACCCCCUCCCCAUCUGAUGACGAACGGCUCGAAAAUAACGACUUUUGCCGGAAUUGUCACCGCAGCGGGCAGCUUUUGUGCUGCGAUGGCUGCGUGAAUUCGUUCCACUUCUCCUGCCUGAAGCCACCCUUGGAUCCCGCGAACCCGCCAGAAGGCGAUUGGUACUGCCCCAAGUGCUCCGUUUCAAGAUCUCUGAACACGUUAAUGGGGGGCCUGGAUAAGGCAUCAGGCAAAGAUUUUACCUUGCCUUCUCGCAUACGAGAAUUCUUUGCGGGUGUUAAGACUGGUGAUGAUGGGAAAUUCGAAGAGGUCGCGCCAUUACCACGCAUAAAUCCUCGUGCCGCACGAGGUAGUCGAUAUGGUCGGUAUGACGACCCGUUCUUGUUAAGAACCGUCGAUGCAAAGGGGAAUCCCAUCUUCUGCACCAAGUGUGGACGCACCACCAACGGCCGUCGGCCUAUCAUCCAAUGCGACUAUUGCCCUUGCGCUUUUCAUAUGGAUUGCGUUGAUCCUCCUUUGGCUGUGCCGCCAACUCAGCGGCCUGGUAGCGACCGCCUUCACCACAACUGGAUGUGUCCAAACCAUGUCUUGCACGAUCUGUACCACGUCUUCAGGGACGACGAAGGUCACGAGAUCAUGAAACGAAUUAGACGCCCUAAGAAUCCUCGCUAUGUCGAUAUUGAGGUUCUCCCAGACGAGGAUGAAGAAGAAAACCUCGAGGAUCAAGAAACAGAAGGCGUCACAUAUCGUGUCUCGGAGAAGGGUGUCAAGCUUGACUUUAUUGAGAGAGUUAAAAGGGAGAACGAAAAUGCUGCGACGAAGAAAGCAGCGGCCGAUAGGUAUUUCGACUAUGCGAAGGCCAAGUUCGAUGAACUUACGUCUGAGGCGCGCGCGUUUUACGCAUCCCAAAAGCCAGAUAUUCCGGAACUAGAUGCCACGUCCACGAUCUUGAGCUCACGAUCAGUUGCUGAGCGCGAAGCUGCUGCAAACUUGAUUUCAUUUGCUCAAAGUAACACAGUGAACUGGCAAGAUGACGACGGCGGCAUCAGCCUUUUGAUUGAUCAGCUCAAAGCAAACGCACCCAACGACCUCCCGCUUCCUGAAGACGAGAUUACUUCACUACGCAAUCUCCAAAAGCUCAUUGAUCAACGCAUCAACGUGCUCAACCUACAGUCCAGAGGCAUCCAAUCCUCGGCUGCCGAAGCCGAAGCCGGAAAGGGUGAACAGCGGGCUAAGUCGGCCUUUUAA
This is a messenger RNA of Aspergillus calidoustus, 2574 nucleotides long. The record is from the annotation of a GenBank genome assembly. NCBI's taxonomy places the organism in Eukaryota, Fungi, Ascomycota, Eurotiomycetes, Eurotiales, Aspergillaceae.